GGUGUCAUAUGACAGCAGAGUGUUUGGUCAUGUGACCUCGUCGCUGCUGUUUCUGAGCCGCGCGUUUCCCUUUUUGCAGCGUCACCGGCUUUAAACGCAGAAACGUCGCGUUUUGUGUCCGCGCGGCGGGACGUUCUCCCCGGUGGACGGUUUCCCCGCCGACUCCUCCCCCCGCCGGUUCCCCGCUCGUUCAUGUCACGCGGGGCCAGCAGCCCCGGCGGCUCCCCGGCAGGCCUCGCUGUUUACCGCCUCAGCCAGCGUCCGCGCGCCCAGCUCGGUCCCGGAGGCGCCCGCUGAGCCGUCCAGCCCCGCGGAGCGGCGGGAGGGGAUGCCCGGAAGAGCCGGCCGGCUGCUAGGACGCCUGGACGCCGGUUUCCGGUCAGAAUGAACGGCGGUCAGCAGAGCGACGGGAAGAGGCAGCACCUCCUGGAGAGGCUGCUGGACGCCGUCAAACAGUGCCAAAUCCGCUUCGGUGGCAGGAAGGAGAUCGCAACCGACUCAGACAGCAGGGUCAUCUGUCUGUGCGCUCAGUUUGAGGCGGUGCUUCAGCACGGCCUGAAGAAGAGCCGAGGCCUGGCGCUGACCGCCGCCGCCAUCAAACAGGCCGCCGGCUUCAGCAGCAGAACAGAAGGAGGGGGUGCAGAGCUGACGUUCUGGUUCUACGUGAAGGAGCAUCUGAACCGCCACGAGCUCCAGCGCUUCUACUCGCUGCGCCACAUCUCCUCGGAGCUGGGGCGAGGGCGCGCCUGGCUGCGCUGCGCCCUCAACGAGCACUCGCUGGAGCGCUACCUCCACUCGCUGCUGGCCGACCGCCCACGUCUGGGAAGUUACUAUGAAGAUUGGGCUUUCGUCCUCGACGAGGAGAGAGCUAGCAUGCUCCCCACCAUGGCGGCAGGUCUGAACUCCAUCCUGUUCGCCAUCAACAUCGACAACAGCGACCUGAACGGCGGGCCGACGCGAGGCUCCGCCUCCGUGUCCAGCCUCCUGAAGGAGUCCACGCAGGGCUUCGGCAGUCUGCUGAAGGAGUCCACGCAGGGAGUCAGCAGCCUGUUGAGGGAGAUCAGCUCCGCCACGGCGGUGGUGCCGGGCUUCACGCCCAGAGCGGACGGCGCCUCCGACCCGCUGCCUGUGCUGCCGCGCAGCGCCUCCGCUGACUCGGGUUUGAGGAAAGAGCGGCGGCGGAAGAAGAAGGUCACCAACAUCAUCUCCUUUGACGACGACCUGGACGGGGGCGCCGAGGACGAGGAGGAGGCCGAGGACGACUCCCAGAGGAAUGCUGUCCUGAGGAAGAGCCACACGGCGCCGGCUCAGAGCAGCGUGGAGGAAGGGGUGGAGCCUAACCUGUCCGAGUCGCCGGCGCAGAACGGCCUGGCGGAACCGGGCGUCGUCAGCUGGGUGGGGUCCCCCCACCCCUGCCGCACCGCCCCGGAGGCUCCGCCUCCUCUGCCUGACAACAAGGGAGUCGACAACGAGGAUGAGGAGGAAGAGGAGAUGUACAAACCAAGGACGCCGUCGGUGGAGGAUGAGAAGAUCCUCACCGAUCUGCCCGUGGUGGUCGGCAGCUUGUCCACCGUGUCCACAUGGAGUCCUCCGCAGGUCACGCCGGAGCAGCGCAGCUCGGAAAUCCUGAUCCCCCUGAACGCUGCAGACCCACAGCCAGCGAGCUCCGUGGAGGACGCCGCCGCCUUCCCGGCUCAGUGUGAUUCAGCAGAGUCGGUAGAAAACUGCGAGAGGCUGCAGCUGACUUUCAGCAUGGAGUCCAGUCCUCCAGAGCAGCCGGCUCCGCUCGCCGCCGCAGCCGCCGGGCUGCCGGAGUCCAUGACGGUCGUGGAGCUCCGUCAGGCCACCGUCGCCAUGAUGAACAGGAAGGACGAGCUGGAGGAACAGAACACGUCUCUGCGCAGCCUGUUGGACGGGGAGAUGGAGCACUCGGCCGCCCUGAGGCAGGAAACCGACCUGCUCCGGAAGAAGCUGGCGGAGCUGGAGGAGAGACACGCCACCAAGGUCCAGGCGCUGGCCAGGGAGAAUGAGGUCCUGAAGGUCCAGCUGAAGAAGUAUGUGGGCGCCGUGCAGAUGCUGAAGAGAGAAGGAAGCCCCGGCAAUGACGCUCUGUCGGUGCUGCGGUCCGGUGAGGAGCAGGUUCCUGUACCGCAGAACAAGACCAUGGGCGACAUCGAGGAGCUGGCCGCCAGCUAUGAACGCAAACUUAUCGAGGUGGCGGAGAUGCACGGUGAGCUGAUCGAGUUCAACGAGCGCCUGUACCGCUCGCUCAUGGCCAAAGACCACCUCAUCGUCCAAAUGAGACAGGAGCUGAUCGACCUGCGCGGACCGCUUCCAGGAGAUCUCAGUCAGACGUCUGAUGAUCCGAGUCUGUCGGACUUUGAGACGGCUCACCGCGCUCUCAUCAACGUGUGGAUCCCCUCGGUGUUCCUGCAGGGCCGAGCCGCCAACGCCUACCACGUCUACCAGGUGUACAUCCGCAUCCUGGAUAACGAGUGGAACGUGUAUCGGCGCUACACGGAGUUCAGGGAGCUCCACAACCAGCUCAGAGCGCAGUUUCCACAAGUGGACACCUUCAACUUCCCGCCCAAGAAAGCCUUAGGGAACAAGGACGCCAAGUUUGUGGAGGAAAGGAGGAAGCAGCUGCAGGGCUACCUCCGCAUGGUGAUGAACAAGCUGAUCCAGACUGUGCCGGAGUUUACCGCUCGGCCCUCCAAAGAGACCCUGCUGUCUCUACUGCCUUUCUGUCAAGACGCCCCUCAAGCCAACGACGUCGGCGCCAAGACGCCCCGAUCCAGAACUUCCUCUCGUUUCCCCAGACUGGGUCGGAGUCGCGCCCAGGAGGCCCGACCGGAGCCGCAGAGCGGAGACCUCUGAGGCGGCGGUGGGCGGUCCCGACGACAGCGCCGGGACCAUUCGAGAUGAACCAAGCGUGAAGGACGGCGGUGCAGCUCAAAGGCUCUCAGUCGGCGCCGCCGUCCGGAUCUCAGCCUUUUCCUUCUGGGUCUCAGUGGGAGGCGGCCUCAGUGCCUGCAGUCUUCGUCGCUGCUUUGCGUUCUCGUUCUCGCCAUGAGGGGAACGACUCAUAGAACUGGUGGAGUUUUCCAGAGUCUGGAAUGAUCAGCGCUCCUUUGUCCCGCUGGCUUCCAUCCGGACAGCGUUCCGAUGGCCUCCUUUUGAAUGUAAUCGAGGAAAUCCAAUGAGAAGACCGAUGAAAUUAGCCUUCGUUUCCGUGCGUAGCUGUUCAUGGAUCCCCAAACCAGAGCACCUAAACUGUUCAUGGAAUUUUUUAUUUUUUUUUCAUAUCAUUUCCUGCAUCAGCCCGGACUCUCCUUUAUCAACUUAGCUGGAGAAAACUGGGAUAAUUAAGUCAACUGGUUGAUUUGUGAAAACCUUUUUACAAUGACGGAGGUCUCAGACGGCCUCAGGAUCUCCAUCAGGUCUUCAUUUCUGAGGGAUGUCCUCUCUUUGCAUUCGGUGGUUCAGUCUCUGGACCUCCCCAGGUACAUGAUGCAGAUCUGAGGGUUCUUUAAGUGUUAAAAACAGACUAAACUCUUGACGAUGGAGCUCCUGUGAGUUUGGAAAUCUAAAGGAAAUCCAGAGACGGUUUUUCUACCAGACGUUUGACAGAACCAUACGGAGGUAAAUCACAUCUUCAGCGGUUUACAGCUCCGACUCGCCGUUUCAUCCCGUCUUUGAUAUGAACUGAAGCUCUCACUGGAGGUUCUGUCAUCUUUUUACUACUACAGCGAAUCGUUGGGAUUGGUGGCGUGUUUCCUGGUCUGUCUCAUGUAGAAGUUCCUCAUAUGGAUCCGCCUGAAUAAUCUGUACAGCUGGAGAAUGGAGAGUCACAUAUUCAUGAGAAAUAAAAGAAGUUUUUCCUACGA
Molecule: messenger RNA, 3887 nt
Organism: Oryzias melastigma (Indian medaka)
Lineage: Eukaryota; Metazoa; Chordata; Actinopteri; Beloniformes; Adrianichthyidae
Gene: snx29
Product: sorting nexin 29
Exons: 21
Coding region: 385-2877 (830 amino acids)
Molecular function (GO): phosphatidylinositol binding
Source: RefSeq, a predicted model, not a curated record